UGGAGAGAAGCGGGGAUGCGAUCCCUGUGAGACGCAAGCUUUGUUUGUGGCGCAUCUCAGCCCCGGCAUUGAAAAGCAAAAAAGGACAAAAGGGGAAGGAAAGCCAUUAGUUGUCGGGUUGCGGCUUUUCGACAACCUCUUGCUCUCAUUCCGCUUGAGCACAUCCCAUAUCCACCGGAGGCUCGCUGCCCCAUUUCCCAGAGCAUCCCAACCCCGCUUAAGGAUGCUGCACCUGAAAGUCCAAUUUUUGGAUGAUUCCCAAAAGAUCUUUGUCGUGGAUCAAAAAUCAUCUGGGAGGACCUUAUUCAACCUGAGCUGCAGCCACUUGAACCUUACAGAAAAGGAAUACUUUGGACUGGAGUUUUGGAGUUCUGCGGGGCAUGCUGCCUGGCUGGAACUUCUCAAGCCUAUCACAAAGCAGAUUAAAAAUCCUAAGGAGAUUCUUUUCAAAUUUAUGGUGAAAUUUUUCCCAGUGGAUCCGGCCCAUCUGAAAGAAGAGCUGACGAGGUACCUGUUCACUCUCCAGAUCAAGAAGGACCUGGCCUGCGGAAGCCUUCCUUGCAGUGAUAACAGUUUGGCUCUGAUGGUCUCCCACCUUUUGCAAUCCACACUGGGAGAUUUCCAUGAGGAAACAGACUGGAAGCACUUGGAGACACACAAAUAUUUCGCAAACCAAGACUGUCUGACCGACAAGAUCAUGCGUUAUCACAAGAAACACCGAGGCAAAACUCCAGGCGAGUCGGACAUCCAGCUCCUGGACAUUGCAAGGAAGCUGGAAAUGUAUGGGAUCCGGCCCCACCCGGCAAGCGACGGAGAAGGCACCCAGAUCAACUUGGCGGUGGCUCAUAUGGGAGUGCUGGUUUUGCGGGGAAAUACCAAGAUCAACACCUUCAACUGGUCCAAAAUCCGCAAGCUGAGUUUCAAACGGAAGCAUUUCCUGAUCAAGCUCCAUGCCAACAUGGCGGCCUUGUGCAAAGACACAUUGGAGUUUGCCAUGGCUAACCGAGACACGUGCAAAGCCUUCUGGAAGACAUGUGUGGAGUACCAUGCUUUCUUCCGCCUCUCCGAAGAGCCCAAGUCCAAGCCCAAGGCCUUUCUCUGCAGCAAGGGCUCCAGUUUCCGAUACAGCGGACGGACGCAGCGGCAGCUGCUGGAACACGGCACGAAAGGGAAACUCAAGAGCCUGCCAUUUGAAAGGAAGCGCUACUCCCCUCGGUACCACGACCGGCAAUGCCGCUCCUCUCCAGAUCUCCUUACAGACGUUUCCAAGCAGCUGGAAGACUUGCGCCUGGUUUACGGCAACAUGGGGAGCUACUACGGGGCCAAUGGCGUCCACACCUCGGAGCCCACCCUGGACAGCAGCCGACGGAGGAAUUCUGCCAUGGAGGUGAUCUUUGCGGAUGAGCUGGAACGCUCCAAGCCUGAAGCUGACCCGACGUUGCUGGCUCACUCCCAGAGCAGCUCCGCCUUCCAACUGGUCUACACUGAACCGGAAGAUGAUUGGGAGCCUCCUGACCUUUAUGGAUCGAGGGUCCCACUGACCUCCUUCCAACCGAGCUACAGGGUAGCCGGGAACAGUAAGAGCACCUCAGUGGGCAGUGUGCGAGAGGCAACCCCCAGGCAGCGUCUGGCCUAUACUGAUGUGCCCUAUGUGGUCAACCCAUCAUUCGAUGUGGGGUCGCCCCAAGUCUUCUUCUACAUGGACAGGCCCACUCAGUUUGCACGGCACAUGGCGAUGGGCCCGGUGGAGGAAGUGACGAGCGGCAUGAACGUCCUUGGUGUGGCCCCCGUGAAGCCUCGAAGGAGGAGCCCCGGGGCCACAAGGCUGCGGGUGCCCGACCCGGAGCCCCUUCCUCGAACAACCUAUCUCACUAGCGUCAGUAUGGAGCAUGAAGAUGACAGCAGCGUCUUCGAUUACGUCCAGGAGGUUCCCAAAAGAUCCUGGAGCCAGUCGGACAUCAAAACAAUCCGGUUCCCCUACGGCUCGGAGUUUCGACCUUUAGGGCCGUGUCCUCUUCUGAGUAGCAGGAAGUCUGAUAUUCUGAAGUACGUCUGGGCUCAUCAGGGCUUUCCAGAACCUCCUAGAGUCCAACGGAGCACAGAGCGCUACGUUGGCAGUGGGACGGAGUCCAGCGACUCUGAUUCGGAUCUCUUUCCGGAUUACUAUUCUCUCUACGGAAGGGUGGUGAGAGCCCCCCGGGCGAGGGUCCGGUUGUCUUCUGGGAGCCUCCAGCUUGAGGGCGAAGAUGAAGAAGUCUGCCUCGCUACCGCCAGCAUGGACGAGAGGACUUCUUCCCAGGGAGCGUCCAAUUAUUUCACUUAACUCGCAAUCUGCGGGGAAUUGAAGUUGGCACCUUGCUUAUCCAUCACUGGGUUUUAGGUCAUGAUUACACUUCUGGAGUGUGGGAAAUCUGCCGACGCAAAGAACUCUCUUGACCUACAAGAGGAAGUGAUUCAGGUGCUAGGUGUCAGAGGAGCAAAAGUCAAUACCAGUGCCAUUUGACUCGGUGAGGAGUGGGGAUGGGAUGCAGUUGUUCCGUAGCAUGUUACAGUCUUUGUGCCAGGUUUAUGGCUUCGUUUCCUUGAAGAGAAAGCUGAAUGUCAGCAGACUGAGUCAGUGGGACUUUUAUCCGAGUUGGUCAAAGGGAAGCGAACGGGUGCCGAGUCUGAUUCAGGAGGAAAUGUGCUCUCGAAAUGGGGUUCAAUUCUAGCUGUCAUUUAAGUAUCGUGUAAACAUGCCCUUUCUCCCUGUGUGGAGUGGGAUGCGUAUGUAAUGCCUAUGUUGUUAUGAAUACCAAAUGUGUCAUAAAACAGAGAGAUCAUC
Anolis sagrei ordinatus is the source of this 2824-nucleotide messenger RNA. RefSeq names its product FERM domain containing 7 (gene FRMD7). The record is from RefSeq and is a predicted model, not a curated record. Gene Ontology annotation, molecular function: guanyl-nucleotide exchange factor activity. Gene Ontology annotation, cellular component: cytoskeleton. Gene Ontology annotation, biological process: regulation of neuron projection development. Lineage: Eukaryota; Metazoa; Chordata; Lepidosauria; Squamata; Anolidae.